UUGUCGGCGGCGGCGGCGGCGGCGGGGACGGCCAUGCUGCUCACCGUGUUCUGCCUGCGCCGCGACCGCUCCGAGAUCACCUUCAGCCUCCAGGUGGACGCCGACUUCGAGCUCCAGAACUUCCGCGCCCUCUGCGAGCUGGAGUCCGGCAUCCCGGCGGCCGAGAGCCAGAUCGUUUAUGCGGAGCGGCCGCUGACCGACAACAACAGGUCCUUGGCCUCCUAUGGCUUGAAGGACGGGGACGUGGUGAUCCUGCGCCAGAAGGAGACGGUGGAGCCUCGGCCUUCCAUCCGCUUCCCAGGUCUGCCCAGGAUAGACUUCAGCAGCAUCGCCGUGCCCGGGACGUCCUCGCAGCAGCACCAGCCCCCGGCACAGCGGCCUCGCCCGUCGCCCCCGGAUGCGCCGGCGUUCCCGCAGGGCCUGGACAACCCGGCGCUGCUGCGGGAGAUGCUGCUGGCCAACCCCCACGAGCUGUCCCUGCUCAAGGAGCGCAACCCGCCCCUGGCUGAGGCCUUGCUGAGCGGGGACCUCGAAAAAUUCACGAGGGUGUUGCUGGAGCAACAGCAGGACCGAGCCCGGCGGGAGCAGGAGAGGAUCCGACUCUAUUCCGCUGACCCCUUUGAUCUCGAGGCACAGGCCAAGAUAGAAGAAGACAUAAGGCAACAAAACAUUGAAGAGAACAUGACGAUAGCGAUGGAAGAGGCGCCCGAGAGCUUCGGGCAGGUGGUGAUGCUCUACAUUAACUGCAAAGUCAACGGGCACCCCGUGAAAGCCUUUGUGGACUCAGGUGCCCAGAUGACCAUCAUGAGCCAGGCCUGUGCUGAGAGGUGCAACAUCAUGAGGCUGGUGGAUCGGCGGUGGGCCGGCAUCGCCAAGGGCGUAGGGACACAGAAAAUCAUUGGCAGAGUGCACUUAGCUCAGGUGCAGAUUGAAGGGGAUUUCCUGGCGUGCUCCUUCUCGAUCCUGGAAGAGCAGCCCAUGGACAUGCUCCUAGGACUGGAUAUGCUUAAGAGGCAUCAGUGCUCCAUCGAUCUCAAGAAGAACGUUCUGGUGAUCGGCACGACGGGCUCGCAGACCACGUUCCUGCCAGAGGGGGAGCUCCCGGAGUGUGCCCGGCUGGCCUACGGUGCCGGGCGCGAGGACGUGCGGCCCGAGGAGAUCGCGGACCAGGAGCUGGCAGAAGCAAUACAGAAAUCCGUGGAGGAAGCAGAGAAUAGUGACAAAGAAACUACCUCACUGGAAAUGCCCUCAUUACCAGCUUCUGAUGGGUUUCAAAAUCCAGUCCAGUCUUCAGGACUAAAUUCCAAGAUCUGUAAUCCCACAAAUCAAUUACUUGAUCGUUCUGUCUCUGCCCCUGCUUCAAUUUGCUCAUCCGAAUCCAGCCUCGCAGAGCCCAUUGAUCCCAGAGCCGUCAAGACUUUUGACUCUUCACCUGAACGCCAGAUAAUCCCGGAAAAAGAGCAUCCUCUGGUGUUAGAGCAUCUUUCCAAUAGCUCUUCCUUGGCAAAUAACCCGUCUCCCCACACCGGGGAGGCAACCUGCUCCAAUCCAGCUUGCCUUUCACAGAAGACACUCGAAGAAACAUUUAUUGCUGACAUUUUAAAGGAAUGUAAUGCUAAAGGACAAGAUCACAGUCAGGAACAUCCUCUGGAAGUGACAAAAGACAAUUUGACUGACACUGCUGCCAAGCAUGGGCAGGAUGAAGAUGUCUGUCUGCCUUCGGAGCAGGAGCAAGAGCAUGAGCUUCCCAUAGACCAUCGGACGUGCAAAGAGCCAGAAAAGGAACAUCUGGAGGAGCAAACUGAGACAACUGACCCAGAACCUCCUUGCCAUGUUGGUGGGUUUGAGAAACCUGUUGUGGCAGAAGCCAACCAGCCAGAAGAUCCUCCCCUGGAAACAAGAGAUGGACUAGAGAGAGCAGGUCUUUCCUGUUCGAAAGGGAUUAUCCAGCUGUCAGCCUCCUGUGUGCACAUGGAAGCCUCCAUGGAAGUCGAUGUAGUUGAGCAGGAUGCAGCUGAAGUGCGGAGCUCAGCAAGGGAGCAGAAGCAGCAGACCGACGACAGACGUGUAUCUGACCUGAGCUCGGACGCCUUUUCCAUGGAGGUGGAGUUGCUGAAGUCUCCGUCCUCCUCAAGGGCUCUGCUUCCCACCGGUGAUGUCCUGCAGUCUAAAAGCUCUGGGGAAAUUCCUGCAGAGUUGUCUAAUUUGGUGACUGAAGUCAGCUCUUCCCCCUCCAGCAUCCACGAGCUGAACACGGCUCCAGGAGGACCUUCAGAAGAGCCAUGUUUCCCUCUGGCAUCAGCCUUGAAAGAGCUUCACAAACUCUUGGUUAUCAGUCGGAAAGGGGAAUGUAAGAUUCUCGCCUCGGAAGAAGUCUCCCAGCUCGAAAUGGUUUGCAGAGAGCCAGCAGCAGUGGAGAAGGGGCUUCCUGAAGGUGAGCAGAAAGGCUCAGAUCCAGCGAGCCAGGAACAGAGCUGCUCCUGCCCCGAGGUGAGGUCUGAGGGGAGCCAGCCCUGUGAUUCCAGCAGAGAGCACAUCAGCACCGGGCCUGUUGGUCGCAGUCAGCCUGCACUCGGGGAGGGGCCUCUAGGGAGGCAGAAGGGUCCAGGUAAGAGCCAUUUGGUCCUGGAGAGUUCUGCAGCCACACCUGGGCAGCAGCAGAGCCUGGAGCAGGGGGAGGCUUUGGCAGAAUCUUCUCAGAGUCCAGCUAGUCCAACUUUGGAGCAAAACACACCCGUUUCCUCCACACCUGCUUUGGGUGAAGGCGCACCUCAGGAUAUGCAGGGCCUGUUCAUGGGAGCGCCUGGGAGGAGCAGCAGUGCUGCUCCUGAGGGUGGGUGUGAGGAGCCACCACUGAACCCACCAGCUGCCUGCACCAGACUGGCCGCGGGUGCCACUCCAGCCCCUGCUUUCCCUGCGGCUGAUGUCGACCGGAUCCUCAGUGCUGGUUUCACCCCGCGGGAGGCUCUCGAGGCCUUGGAACAAGCGGAUGGAAACGCAGAUCUUGCUCUUCUCAUUUUGCUGGCCAAGAGUAUCGUCGUUCCCACGUAACAGGGAGCUGGCUGGGGGGUCUUCUACAGGAUGUAUCUCAAUUACACACCACAAUGGAUGAGCAGAAUGUUGAGCCAGAUUUUUUAAUUAUUUGCAGCCAAAGUAACUUGUCUCUUCUGUUUUACUUAAUAGAUUUGGCCUUUGAGAAGAAAGAAAACAUCCUAGCAUUGUGUGGACAGAAUAGCUUUUAAUUCUUCCUACUGGAUUAAAAUGACUGGGUUAUUUAAAUGUACAAUUUUAGAAUAAGCUCCAGUGCUACGAAUAAAAAGCAGAAGCCGUUGUGCUCACUGCCCUGUCUGGAGCAAAGUGGGUUGUGACAGGAAUUGGCCAUGGGAUGGGAGGUGCACGUGGAGUCCACACGGACUCUGGAUUUGUUGUAGCUCUUUAUAACCCAAAAUCCAGCUGUUGAAACCAUCCUGGCAGCAACUAAAGAUGUGUAGAUGCCCACAGACAUAAAAGGCUUUGUUAGAGGAGCGAGGGGUGUGGGUUUUUUGGGGAGUGUGUUUUUGUGUGUGCACGGGGAAGGCUGAUGCUUAUUUUUGCCAAACCCUUUUAAGCUGGUUAGAUUUAGAGUUGGACUCGAUGAUCCUUGUGGAUCCCUUCCAACCCAGAAUAUUCUGUGAUGCUCUUGGGCCAGUGUGUUCCAGUUUACAACAUGGGGAUAGAAGAAGGGAAGGGAUAGAAUUUGGUGCUACCAAAACUUUAAAGAGACAUUUUAACUUAUUUGGAGAUGCAUUGGUAUUAAUUGCAGGGGACAGGGGGAGGGAAAAGGAGUAUUUGACAUUUUUUUCUAGCCUUGCCCACAUCUCAUUUCCCCCAUGCAGAAAGAACAAGCUCAACCACUUAAAGGCAAAACCUUAACAACGAAUUUGUUUAACAAACCAACCAUGUGUUAUGGCUCCAAAUCCUCCUCUGCCCAGGGAGGAAUGAACUUCAUCUCGGUGGCUGCAUUCCCUGUGCUCUGAGAGGGGCUGUGAUUGGAAGAAGGAUCUGCUUUGCACUGGUUUGCCUGGAUGUUUGGGGAUGAUCAGCCUCUGAGCUGGGGGGUGCUGAUCUCACACCUCUUCAAGAGUAAGGACUCCCCAGUAGGGUUCAUGAAACAAAUGCACUGACGUGGCUUCUGUGCUACAACCGUCGUGGCCUUCUGGGACACCCCUGGGGAGUCCCUGCGUGGUGAGGCCUCACUGAGGCUGUGCUGUAGGAAGCCCUUUCCAGAUGCUUUUUUUGGGGGAUGAUGCUCUGCAAAGCCCCAAAACUCUGUUGGGGCUGGGGAAGGAGAAGGAAAGUGUGGCUGAAACCAAAAUUUAAGUAGGAACUUUGAUUUAGUCCCACUUGCAAAUCUCAGAAGUGGCUUUGUGUCAGGUGUUCAUCUUGAACUUGCUGCACUGAGCUGAACGUGGAGUGAUGGCUCAGCAGCACCAGACACGUGUUUUUGUUUGUGGCUUCCAUGUGGUGUUGUCAUUGUCUCAGGCCUGGGUCCUGGUGUUUCGUGUUCCCUGUUGCUUUAGCAGGUUUCCUACAUGUGUGCUGGGCUGUUUUCGUGCAGGUGGCAUUUAAAACCAACACAGAUUUGGUUUCAUCUGUCACCUCGCAAGAGUUUCUGCUGUCAGUGAGCGCUGGUGUCAGAUUCGUCUCAGACACGUGGGCAGCCAGGAGAUCCUUUACAGUAACGAAGAGCCUUAAGGCAUUCCACUGUCAAAGGGAGCUUUUCCAUGCGCUGGGGCAGUCCCAGCCAGGCCUGGAGCUCCCAGACAGGUUUGGCUUAUAUCCCUCUGCUUGUGAUGCCAGCAGUGGGUGUUGCUCCGUGUGGGAAGCAGUGCUUGGCUGUCUGGGAACCCCCCGCCUGAGCAGCAUCCAGCAAUUCAGUUGGAGCUCUGCUCAAAAUGAGUUCCUGAGGCCAGACUGCAGCUUUCUCGUCUUCACCGUGUGAGUGGUGGAGUUCCCCCUGCUGAAGGUUUGGUUUAAUAUUCUUGCAGUGAGCACCUCAAAUCAGCAAAAGCCCCUCUGUGAAGGGCAGCACCUGGGCUGGUACAGGAGUAGUGUCAUCAGGUCUCUCGAAGCCUUAGGAAAUAGAAUAUUUUAGACCUGUUCCCAUCUGCAUCUGGUUCACUAUCAGAAGCAGCAGCAACGAGGCUCCAGCUCUCAGAUCCAGAGUGACUUCAGACAGCUGAAUCUGCUCCCAGUUUGUGCCCUGGGGCUGGGUGAGGUGGUCCUGGGAGCAAAGUAACGCAGGUAGCAGGUGCAGGUUGGCCCUCUUGGAUGCAGGAGAGCUGAACCUGCACCCUUAGUCUGCAUGUGGAUCUACUGCCAGCUGCUUGGAGCAUCAGAUGUUGGCUGCUCAAUGUUAGCUCCUCAUGUUAGCUCCUCAGUGUUAGCCCCUUGUGCUCACCCUUUGUGUUUUAGGAGCUGCUGCUCUGCACCGGGCUGGGGACAGGCUCUGGUUUCACGGCGACUUAGGCUGCGCAUACGGAAUUUACGCUAUAAAAGCUUUAGAGCAUCAGCCAGUCUGCUUCAAUGCUCAGUUUUACUCCUUGUCAAAUACGAGUUUUGAAACCCGCCCUCCUGCCAAAGCUGUAUGGAAGCAUUUAUCCAUAGUGCUAGAAUUCCCUGGGUAACUCUCUCAACUGCUAGAAACAAACCCUGACCCCCAACUGAUAAAUACUUGUAAAACUUUUAUCAAGUAGGUCCAAGCCUGGUGAUUUAAAUCUCUUCAUUUCCGAGCCUUGCUUUGAGUGAAUGGCUAUGCGCUGCUGAAUUAGCGAAUAAUUUUUUUAGGAGUAAGAUUUAGGAGAAAAUUGGGGCAGUGGUGAGUAUUUAAGGUUAAAAUAAAAUGUAAUAGAACGUGUGUUUAGCGAACGCUGUCUAAAAGUUGUCUUUGUUUCAAUGUGUGUCCUCUCUGCUGCGUGCACACACACGUCCUCUGCUCAGCUUCCAGCAAUCCCUUUGCUGGUCCCUGUGCUGACCUGGCUCACAGAGUGGGAAUAUUUCUAUGGAAGGAGGGAUGGCAGAGCGCUACAGCUUGUUGGCUACAGCAGGGGAUAAAGGUACCACCAAAAGCUUUUCAGGUUUCCAAAGAGCUGUGUAUCCUGGCCUAAAAUCAGACCUUUGCUCUCUUCUCUUCCCCCUCAUCAUUAAUUGGUGCUCCAGUGUCCUAAUGUCACAUCAGCAAAGGGAUUUCACCAUGAAAGUCCUGCUCUAGAGAGUAAAGCAACGCUCAGAAGCUGCUUCGUGAAGCUGCCAGUGCCUGUGGGACCGGGUGGGUCCGUAGAGAUUGUUUGUGGGUGUUCCUUGGAGCCACUGUUGGUUUUGGAUGUAUUAUUUUCCUUAAAGAUAUGGAAGCAAUGGCCUUGGCCUCUUGCUGAGCAUGUGUUUCUUUACACAAGGCCGUAGGUGAGCACAGAGGGAUGUUUAGUGAAAUCCCAAAAUCUGGAAGUUUCUGGGCACAAGUGACUGACAAGAGGAGGGAUUAUUCCUGGUGAUGGUCCCUGGCAUGUUUUCCUGCUGCUGGACAGAGCUGAGCUGUGCUGUUACCCUGACAAUCUGCCUCGUUGCUGCAUCUGUUUGACUUUCUACAUAGGCACUUGGUCUCCAGGACUGUUAAUCUUGUACCUUCUCUGUGUUCCUCUCUUCCUGUCUUUGUCUCUCCCUCUUGCCAUCCUCUCCUCAAAAGUAGCAAUAUUUAAGUGUACUUGCUGAAUGCUAACUUCAGUUUUCUCUAAGAUGCUAUGCCAUUGACAAAAGGAGAAGCAGAUCCUAGAGGUUUCUUCACCAGACUUGGAUUUCUUGCCAAACAGCUCCCCAGAACUUUAACAGGAAUUCAAAGAGGAGAAAUCCAGAGGUAUUUUUGCCUGCCUCUCUCGGAAGUCAGCUUGGGGGUCGGUUUCGUGUACAUCAUUCCCCUCUGAAGUGUUCAAGAGAUUUCUUCCUGCACUGUGUAGAUGAGGCUUGGUCUGUGAUCCAAAUGUACCUUUGGGUCACACUUUGAUGCUUUUUAGCUUCAGAGUUUUACAGACUCACUUAGGGAACUUGAGGGAAUCAAUACUCAGGAAUCCUAAAGCUGGUUGUGUUUGUGUUGUUGACUCUCAUGGGCUGAACACGCUGCGGCCUCGCAGGCGGCUGAAGGGAGGAGAGUGGGUGUGUCACCAGUGGGAUGUGGUUCUGCCCAGAGUAAUACACACUUGAUUCUUUUUUUUGAUUUUUUUUUUUUAAUAUCGGGGGACUGUUUAUCAACAAAAUUGAUGUGUAAAGAAAAUUUGAUAUUUAAAAAAAUGAAUAAAAACUUUAUCAUAAUGUUG
Molecule: messenger RNA, 7346 nt
Organism: Lepidothrix coronata (blue-crowned manakin)
Lineage: Eukaryota; Metazoa; Chordata; Aves; Passeriformes; Pipridae
Product: protein DDI1 homolog 2
Exons: 9
Coding region: 34-3051 (1005 amino acids)
Biological process (GO): proteolysis
Molecular function (GO): protein binding; aspartic-type endopeptidase activity
Source: RefSeq, a predicted model, not a curated record